AUGCCCCGCGUUUUCCUCCCCCAAGUCUUGUGGCACUGCAAGAAUAACCGCCUCGCGGAUCGCGUGUACUCGGUGGAUGUACAGCCUGUGGCAAGGCGGCCUGCUAAAGCCGACAGCGCCGAUGCCUUCAGACGCGAUCUCCAAGAAGAAGAGACGCAGGAGUGCUAUCGCAUCGCCACUGCAGGAGCAGAUGAGUUCAUUCAUCUGUGGAACGUCGACUUCUCAACAGGAUCCUUGGCAGUGACGUGCCUCUCGCGGCUUGUAGGCCACGAACAAGAGGUGAACUGCGUUCGAUGGAAUCCUGAGGGAACCAUUCUUGCAUCUGGAGGAAGUGAUAACGCUGUCUGUCUGUGGGUCAAAAGCCACAAGCCAGACUCGGUGCCUCUUGGCGUCGAUGCGUCAGUGCUGCAGUACCAUGAAUGGUGGUCACGCACGUCCUCCUUGAGGAGGAGCGAUGCAGUCAACACCCUCUCUUGGUCCCCUUCGGGAAACCAGCUCGCCAUCGGCUGCGAGGAUGGACGCGUCAUUGUGUGCGACGUUACUGGAGGCACCCUCGCUACAAAAUCCAUUCGUGUGCUGGAAGGGCACUCGCACAUCAUUCAAGGAAUCUCCUUUGACCCUCUGGGGAAAUACAUUGCCUCGCAGAGUAGCGAUCAAACAGUGCGCCUUUGGUCCCGUAGAGCUGGACUUGGCACCCAAGGGGUUCCCGUUGCAGCAGCGGCAGCUGCGGCAGGAGGCCCAGCGCAGCAGCCGCAGCCGCUGCAGCCUGCUGCUGCUGCUGCUGCUGCUGCUGCUGCUGCUGCAGAAGUCUCUUCCGGCAGUGCGCCUCUUCCUGCAGCCUCAGCAGCAGCACCAACUGCUGCUGCGCAAGGCCGUCCUCCAGUGUGGCGAUGCGAAGCGGCCAUCAAGAGCUGGUCAAAGCCUGGAUCAGCGCGGGAUGUGGACGCGCUUCAAGAAGAUCGAGAAAACGAGCAGCGGAACGGAGGCACCUCAGCGGCUACAGGUGGGGGGCCUGGUCGGGUAGGCGCUCCUUUGCGUCAAUUGUUUCUCGCGGAGAAUCAGCUGCCCUCCUUCUUUAGACGCCUCGAUUGGUCUCCCGACGGAUCUCUGCUGGUUGCUCCCGCGGGGAUGCAGCAACAGGUGUCGGGGACAGAAGGCGAGCCGAGUCCAAGCUCCACUGUGGAUAUUGUGGGGGAAUGCAGCAGUGGCUCUCCAAGCAUCUCCCCUCGUGCCUUCAAUGCCUCCCCCCCCACGGGAGCCGCGUCGGCGCAGGACGCUGCUGGCGGCUGCAGCACCAGCAACAACAGCAGCAGCACCAGCAACAACAGCGCCGGGGAGUCCUUCUAUGCUGCAUACGCCUUCCAUCGCCGACUGCUGCAGCACAGCACAUCUCCCUUUGUUACGCACCGUCUGGAAACAGGACCCGCAAUCUGCGUUCGGUUUAAUCCGUGUUUUUUUGCCCCUCUUCCGAUGCCUGAAGCUUUGGGAAAGAGGUGUCCACCGUCGGCUUUAGGAGAGAUUUCAGCUUCCCCAUGGGCUCCCUCUAGCGACAAGGCGGCCGCUGCAGAAGCGCUUGCUGAACAGUAUACUAAAACACGUUCGUGGCUAUUCAGGAGUGAGGAUCGGCAGCACAUGGUGCCUCUGAGCGGCACGCGGAAGAAACUCGACGGGCAGGAGAAUCUCCCUCCGAAGAAAUUGCAGAAGGACUCGCCUCAGAAGCAGCCAGAUUUCGAGAGUCUGCUGCAGGAAGGCAUGAAUCUAGACACGGAGCUUGGCGGUUCUGCCGGAUUAGACGGAACGUGGGAUAGUGGCGCGUCUGAAGACUGCGUCUUCCCAAGAUUCGUGUAUUCGAUUUGUACGCUCGAUGGCAGCGUGCUCCUAUACGACACACAGUUCCUUUGCAGGCCCUUGGCCGUCUUGCACCGUCUGCAUCUCGCGCCAAUGACGGACUGCAGCUGGAGCACCGACGGACGGCUUCUUGUGUGCAGCAGCAGCGACGGCUAUAUAACGUUUGUGCUGUUUACGGCAGCUGAGCUCGGGCAGGUGCUGUCUUUCCCGAAGGCCGUCAGUUCCCCACAAGCUGCCUACCGCCCCUCCGAGCAGUCCAUGGCAGGCGCAGUAACCUCCAAGCUAGAAGCAGGUGCUCCUCAGCCUCGGCUGUCUUGCGUGGAAGGCGCCGCCAUCAGUUCUUCGGAAGCUGAAGCCCUUCCCAAGCCGCGCUUGCUGGUGCUUGGCAAUGCUCGUGCAAAGGUCCUCGGAGGAUGUCUGGACACAGCUGUAGCGUCUCCUUGCACGAGUGCUCCUUCACAAGCGACUCCGCAGACGACCCCCGCUGUCGGCUCUCCAGCUGUGACCGUUGUCAGCUCGGCGCCUGGCAGCAGCGAGCCACACCCCCCAUCUUGA
This is a messenger RNA of Cyclospora cayetanensis, 2403 nucleotides long. RefSeq lists its product as uncharacterized. Lineage: Eukaryota; Apicomplexa; Conoidasida; Eucoccidiorida; Eimeriidae. Gene Ontology annotation, cellular component: nucleus; CAF-1 complex. Gene Ontology annotation, molecular function: protein binding. The transcript is spliced from 8 exons. Bases 1 to 2403 code for a protein of 800 amino acids. The record is from RefSeq and is a predicted model, not a curated record. Gene Ontology annotation, biological process: nucleosome assembly; DNA replication-dependent chromatin assembly.